Molecule: messenger RNA, 748 nt
Organism: Suillus subaureus
Lineage: Eukaryota; Fungi; Basidiomycota; Agaricomycetes; Boletales; Suillaceae
Exons: 2
Coding region: 210-650 (146 amino acids)
Molecular function (GO): protein binding
Source: RefSeq, a predicted model, not a curated record
CGCAUUGGCAGGUCUUCAGUGUGCCAGUGCUGCAGUUUCGACUUCCUAACGAGAUGGGGCAGUAGUCAUCUUUCCCCACUAACUCAGCAAACCAUGUAGAGGAGUAUUGAGCUCUGUUGCGGUGUUGUCCUCCGGGCGAUCUGCGUCGAUCCUUGUUUCUGGACGAUCUUGCCAAUGGCCUUCGAGACAGGUUCGAGCGGUGUAGCAUCAUGUCUGACCUUGAUGAGGCUAUCAAACUCCAUGGGGUUGCAUUACUCCUCCGUUCCUCUGGUCAUUCAGACCGAUCCCCGUCUCUGAACAAUCUUGCUGUCAGCCUUGGAGACAGAUUCCAGCAGCAUGACAUCAUGUCUAACCUUGAUGAGGCCAUCGAGCUCUAUUGGGCUGCAUUGCUCCUCCAUCCAUCUGGUCAUUCGGAUCAAUCCAUGUCUCUGGACAAUCUUGCACUUAGCCUUCGAGACAGAUGUUGGCAGCGGGGCGUCCAGUCCGACCUUGAUGAAGCAUUUAGCUUGUAUUUGCAACUCUCCCAACUAGCACAUGCAGCAUCUCGCACAGGUCUUAGUGUUGCCAAGUCAUGGGCAGCCUCCGCCGACACCCUCAAUCACGGCUUUGCAUUGCUUGCCUAUAAGACUGCACUGAAAUUCCUAGAUUAGCGAGUUGCUCUCUUGUCGUCUUCACGUCAUUUCAAUGUCAUCAGGGAGGCUGUUUCUUCCCUUGCCACAGAUGCUUUUUCAUGUAGUGUUCAUCAUGG